CGAAAUGUGUCUUUCACACUGGUGUUUGGUAAAUGAGACCUUUUAUCUGUACCCGUGUUCAACGCGUGCGGAUCGAAGACGGCUAUGGCAGACUGCCCCUUGUGAUGCGUCCUGGCCCAAAUCUGCGCAAAAAAAAAAAAAAAAAUCUGCGUGAAUUUUUACAAAUCUCUUGAUUUUGCUGCGAAAUCAUGGAUGAGACUGUAAAGGAAGAUGAUCUGGAAAUUCUUCACGUAGCAGUUGAAUGAAGCAUUUCAAAAAUCUCACCAAUGUUCACAAAUAUUUGCCCAUCAGCCAUCCUGUGUGUAAAAAAAACAAACAAACAAACAACCCUCUAAUGCAUACAGCAGAUGAUGCCAUUGGAUCGAAGAAAUCUGACACCAACAAACUUCUGGAGCUUCUGAGUAUCGCAAAAGUAGUUGGACUUGAAUAGCGAGUCAAACCCUUAAUCAGUACAUUCCUUUCACAUUCAGUGAUCUUCUGGGAAGCACUUUAGAAAACAAUGAGUUGUAUUCGCCAUGUUUUUUUAAAAUUUCUUUUCUUCUUCCUCACCAGUUCAGUUCAUUCGACGUGUAACUCGAUCACCUGGAUGUCCGAAUGAACCCUCCUCCUCCUUUUGGCUCUUUCUGGAACCAAAUCUAAAUUCUCUAAAUAUCAUUUCAUUUCAUUUUUUGGACACUCCUGAGGAAAAAGCUUCAUUGUAUCUGCAUUUCCACCACAUACAUGAUCCCAAAGUGCUGAUUCUUAACUUUUAACUCCAUCCCUUUUGCUCUGUAAAACAUUCCCUAGAACCAUUCGACCCAAAAUCCUUUCUAAUCAACUCUAAUGGAAUAAAUUAUUCCGGUUUAUAAGCUGCAACGUCUUGUGUUUUUAUUCGUUAAAUGAUUUGAUUAGGGAGGUGACACAAAAAAAAAAGAGACGUGAGAAAGGAAUGAAUAAGAACGACAACUAUUCAUGUAGGUGUUGUCUUCUAACACGCCCCAUGCACACCAUGAGGAGGGACGUCGCUCGUUUAAUAACCAGUUUGCGGUAUAACCUGUGUGGCAGAUACUUCAUUCAGAGCUUUGGUUGGCAUGAUGGAUAAUUGUUGUAUGUCAAGUGCGGAGCAAGAAGCUCAAAGAAUCCACCAGGACAUCGAGAGACAGCUCAGAAUGUCCAGAAAAGAAAUGCAGCACCAGGUGAAGCUGUUACUUUUAGGUACAGGCGAGAGCGGAAAAAGCACCUUCAUCAAGCAGAUGAGGAUCAUCCAUGGAAAAGGCUACUCUGAGGACGACAGGAGGGCCUAUACCAGGUCCAUCUUCGAGAAUAUAUUCGUUGCAGUGAAAACCAUGCUCCAAGCCAUGCAGACGCUUCAGAUCCCGUUCACAACUGACAGAAAUAGAGGUUAUGCUGCGAUGCUGCUUAAUGUGAAUCCAGGAGAAAUGAGCACUAUAGAUAAGCGCUAUGCUGAUGCUAUAAGCAGCAUGUGGCGAGAUCCCAGCAUGCAGGAGUGCUACGAGCGCAGGAGAGAGUACCAGCUCUCUGAUUCGGCCAAAUACUACCUGGAUGAUCUGGAGCGAUUAUCAGGUCCCCUUUACGUGCCCACUGAGCAGGAUAUUCUCAGAGUACGAAUUCCCACCACUGGAGUCAUCGAGUACCCCUUUACCAUUAGCUCUGUUGUAUUCAGGAUGGUUGAUGUCGGGGGUCAGCGUUCAGAGAGGAGGAAAUGGAUCCAUUGUUUUGAAGACGUGACUUCUAUCAUUUUCCUGGUGGCACUGAACGAGUAUGACCAGGUCCUGUAUGAGAAUGCUGAUGAGAAUCGUAUGGAAGAGAGUAAAUCCCUCUUUAAGACCAUCCUCAGCUGCCCAUUUUUCCAAAGGACCUCCUUCAUCAUCUUUUUCAACAAGACAGAUCUCCUUCAAGAGAAAAUCUCCAAGUCCGACCUCGCAGACUACUAUCCUGAAUACGACGGCCCCAAGAACGAUGCAAACGAAGCGAGGAAGUUCAUCCGCAAUAUGUUUGAAGCUCAGAACUCCGAGGCAUGCAAGCGUCUGUACUCGCAUUUCACUUGUGCGACAGACACAGAAAAUAUCCGCUUAAUCUUUUCAGCUGUGAAAGACACCAUCAUGAGGAUCCAUUUAGAGGACUUCGGCCUGAAUUAGAACAUCUGCAGCUCUGACUUUUAUUUUGUUAUUAGAAUUAUUUAUUUACUACAGUUAUUUAGAUGUCACAUUCCUUACAGAAGAAUCACGAGUCACUUUACAUAUGUGCUUUUUCUACUUCGCAUAUUGUUUGACAAAUUUUUGACGUUUUUAUUAUUUUUUUUUUCCAGAUAUGAUUUGUUUUGUAUGAUUUUGGUUUGACAAUUAUGGAUGUAAAUUUUUCAUGUGAUCACAUAUUCGUGUUCACAUUAGCAGUUUCAAGGCAUAACAUGGUGAAAUGCAUCUUCACAUCAGCAUAUGAUCACAUGAAAUGGAUCUGAAUUUUCUGUAAGGGUUGUGAUUGAUUUUUAUUUUUAUUUUUAUUUUAUUUUUUUGUUUAGGACAGAUAUGCUUUGUUUUGUAUGUUGAAUGUUUCUGUAACUCUACGGUGUAAUACUGCCAAUAUUGCUGUUUAAAGGUUCCUUUAUUUUUGUACAAAAACACAUUUUCCCAUCUAGAAGUUGGAACUUUUUAACAUUCAAACCCUUAAGGAACUGCUUUUAUUUUCUCUAAAAGUGUAGGUGUGUAGCUAGCCCAAAUAACCUUCCAUUUAUAGUGUAUCCUAUCUGAUGUUUCCAAAGGAGAGAUAUUUAAACAUACGCAUUCUUCAAAAACACCAUUAAAUCCAAUAAUGCAACUAAAUGGCAUAUUAACAUUUUGGGAUUCAGUAAUAACCAUGAACGUGUUCUGUGUUGUAGUUUAGAAUAUGUCCAUUAGAUGGCAGCACUGUAUUUGGGUCGGUCUACUAGUAAUCAAGUCAUCCUUGAUUGAUUCAUUGAGUCAGAUCAUUUGACUCAGCUCAGCAAUAAGACUCGACUCUUUCGGCUACCAGACGACUCAAUGAUUUAUUUAUUUAUUUUUUUGUUUGUUUGUUUAUGUUUGGCUGUUUGCAAUAUGAAAGAUGAUUAGCCUUCUUGGGAGCACAGUGGCUUAGUGCUUAUCAUGUUCACUUCACGCCUCCUGGGUUAGGGGUUUGAAUCCCACCUCCGCCCUCUGUGUGUAGAGUUUGCAUGUUCUCCCUGUGCCUUGUGGGUUUCCUUCCUGUCGUGGUUGUUGUUAUUUUUAUUUUUUUUUGUCCAUUUCACGUUCCAGUUUGAAAGAAGAAACAAUAUCUGCUCUA
This is a messenger RNA of Ictalurus punctatus (channel catfish), 3297 nucleotides long. RefSeq names its product guanine nucleotide-binding protein subunit alpha-11. The transcript has 7 exons. The coding region runs from base 1071 to 2138 and encodes 355 amino acids. Gene Ontology annotation, biological process: action potential; adenylate cyclase-modulating G protein-coupled receptor signaling pathway; phospholipase C-activating dopamine receptor signaling pathway. Gene Ontology annotation, cellular component: heterotrimeric G-protein complex. The record is from RefSeq and is a predicted model, not a curated record. NCBI's taxonomy places the organism in Eukaryota, Metazoa, Chordata, Actinopteri, Siluriformes, Ictaluridae. Gene Ontology annotation, molecular function: G protein-coupled receptor binding; GTPase activator activity; G-protein beta/gamma-subunit complex binding.